GAGGGGUGAGGGGAGAAGGGCAUGGGUAUGCUGAAGUUCCCUACCAGAGUGAGGUUUGUGUGAGAGGCACAACCAGGAAGGAGGGCCUGGCUAAAGGGGCAAAGCCUAAAAUGUCCAAUUUCCUUUCCUGGCAUGAAGCCAGUUCCUUGCUGGAAGUGGAUGAGGGGAAGGAACGAGGGAGAAGAGAAGCUGGCACCCUAUUAGCAGAAGAGCGCCCCUUCUCCACUGCCUCCUACUUCCUGUCCCCUUUCCUCCACUGCCGGGGUAGCCCCUGCCCUCCUUCAACCCAGGGCUCAGCCCCCUAGGAAAGCGUAGACUGGGGUAUUGAGAACUGCCUCCCACACCUGUCUGCUCACCACCCCUAUCUGUGCCCCUAGAGGGGGCCCCGGGGGGACCUCUCGGGCAGUGUGGGGAACGGUGCAAUACAUCAGGAGUUGUUAUUUGCUCCAGAGAUGGCAGGAUGUAGAAAUGGGGGUCCCACUGAGGUGUUGGGGUGCCACCCAGGUGAGGUGUCUUGGUUGUAAACAGUCAUUACAGCCAGGAAUUUCUUUCUCGGCUGUGGUGUCAGAAGGGCAGACCUGAAAAACCUGCUGGGCCCGCCGCCUCUGGGUGUGUGUGGGGGCCCUUUGCAGCUCUCACUGCAGCCCAUCCUCAGAUAGGACAGGGACACAGGGUCACCAGUGGGGAGACCCAGGGGCUGGUUGGGAGUGUGUCGGGGAGGGAGCUGCUGGGAUCCCCUCUUUCUCACCAUCCUUGGGUGGGAACCAGGCUGCCCCAGGCCCCCAGGCCAGUGUGGAGAGGGUAGGCGAGUGGAGGCAGAGGCUUGGGAGCGGGUGUGAGAGUGUGGGGGUGUGGGGCGUUGACCUGUGUCUAACCUGCCUGAUGACCCCAUGACUCAGGCCCUAGCUAUGUCCCUGAGGUCAGGCUGACAGGGUGUGGAGUCGGGGUUCCUGUCUGGACCCCAUGUGGACUUCCAGGAUGCCACAAACUCUAUAAGCUCCCAGGGAAAGAAGGCUGAGGGAGAUGGAAGGAAGAUGAAGCAGCCCAGUGUGGGAUGGAGGAGUGAUCCUGGUGAAUGGGCCCAUUGGGGAGGAGUUGAGGCUCCUGUUGGGGUUAAGGAAGGUUUAGGGGAGCCUUCCUCGAACCCAAAUGGGAGCUGAGGAAGAAGGAACCCCUGGAGCCAAGGAGCAGAGGAAUCUAAGCUGGGACCUCAAGGAAAGCCUGCCAUGCCAGGCAGUGUCAGCCCUUGGAAGCUGACUGCUGCCUAGGGGUGCAAAAUAGCUUUAGGGACUGACCCCACCCCUGAUUUUGAGGAUUAGGAACCCCUGCUUUGUUGGAGGGGCAUAGACCCCAAGAGGUGGGUGAGAGGCCUGCUGAGAAACUGCUGGCACCCUAUUAGCAGCUUGGCCAUGUACUCCAAGAUACACAUACAGAAGGGGCUUGAACCCACCCCACCAAGGGUGCCUGGGUCUUCUCCACACCUGGCCACCACGUAAGGACAAGCUGGGGAUUGCGGAGGCAGGUAGAGAUGGAACCUCUAUAGCCUCAGGAGGUCCCCCCAGUCGCCUGCUGCCGAGGUCAGACCAGGUGGUGGGAGGUGAUGUCACCUAGCUACCCAGCUGGGGACUGAGCAGGCUGUGGGAGGGAGGGAGCAAACUCCAAAGGAAGGGAUGAGGACAGGGCUGGCAACCAGCCAAGGCCAGCUCUAUGGUCAACCAGGAUGUCUGGGGCUGAGAAGGAGGCAGUCGCUUGUUAUCUGCAGCUGUGGACUUUGCCACUCCCAGUCCUGGCAGGGUGACUUCCCUAUGCCUCUGCGGGACAGGCUGGCAUGCUGGGUGGGGCUGGAUGGGUCCUGAGGCCAAGUGAACGCUUUUGCUGCUGCACCAGGGCCACAGGGCGGAGUUUGGACAAGGAGUUGGCAGUCAUUCUUUUAUUCACCCAGCAGACACCCCCUUGAGCACUUGCUGUGUGCCCGGAAGUAUUCUGAAUGCCAGAGUUACUGAUAACAUUUUCUGUUCUCAUAAAGGUACAAGGGAGGCAUAGUCUUGACAUAGUGUGGGGCCCACCUCUGGAAAUCACACUGAAGCCCCAGAAUAUAAGAGAGAACCAGGGGCUGGAGUGGCCGGAGGGGAAAGUGCACUCCAGACAGCAGCCGCAGCCUGCGCAAAGGCCUGGAACCCUGAUGGGCUGAGAGGUUAUGAGGGAUUCGUGAGGUUCAGCACCUCUGGGGAGGGAGAGUGUUGGACCAGAGGGUGGGCCUGGCUACAUCCUUAGCUGUAGGCAGAUUGUUUCAUCUCUUUGUGUCUUACUCGUAUGUCUAAAAUGGAGGUAAUAAUGGUCACAGAAACUGCCAUCGCAGGGUGGCUGUGAGGAUUAAAUGUGACAUAUAAGGUAACUGUUCUAGGCACCCAGAUGGUUAAUAAAGCCCCACUGUUGUUCUAGUUGGUUGCAUCUGUACUGUUAAUUCUCCUUUCCCAGGCAAGACUCCUGACGGUGGCCCAUGGGCCUCUGAGGAGGUGUUGUAAGUCCGCCCAGCUCCCCACUUGCUGUGCUCCCACUCAAUGGGAAGGGAACCAAGGUACCCGGGCCUUGACAUUGGCACAGAUUCUGAGAGGGCCUUGUCCAGCCAUCAGUCACGGCAUCCUGACAGCUUCAGGAUGGAAGUCAAAGGUCAGCUGAUCAGCUCUCCCACCUUCAACGCCUCAGCUGCCCUGUUUGGAGAGGCUGCCCCCCAGAUGAAGUCAGAACGUCUACGGAGUCUACUCGACCGGCAGCGGGCCCUGCAGGAGGCCCUGAGCCUGAAACUUCAGGAGCUGAGGAAAGUGUGUCUCCAGGAGGCGGAGCUGACUGGCCAGUUGCCUCCCGAGUGCCCACUGGAGCCUGGUGAACGACCCCAGUUGGUCCGCCGGCGUCCCCCUGCAGCCCGCGCCUACCCUCCACCGCACCCCAACCCAGCACACCACUCCAUGUGCCCCACCGAGGAGCUGGCGCUUGAGGCCCUGGAGCGAGAGGUGUCUGUGCAACAGCAGAUCGCCGCAGCUGCCCGCCGCCUGGCCUUGGCCCCCGAGCUCAGUGCUGAGCAGCGCCGGCGCCGGCGCCAAGUCCAGGCAGAUGCCCUUCGGAGGUUGCACGAGCUGGAGGAGCAGCUUGGGGAGGUCCGGGCCCGCCUUGGCCUCUCGGGGGUCCCGCCAUCUCAGCCCCUGCCCCUGUCCACCGGAGGAGCCGUUAUCACUGCCCAGGGAGUCUGCCUGGGCACGCGCCUCGCUCAGCUCAGCCAUGAGGAUGUGGUUCUGCACUCAGAGAGCAGCUCCCUCUCAGAGUCUGGGGCCAGCCACGAUAAUGAGGAGCCCCGUGGCUGCUUCCCUCUGGCUGAGCGCCCCUCACCGCCCAAGGCCUGGGACCAGCUGCGGGCAGUCUCUGGGGGCAGCCCUGAGCGGCGAACCCCAUGGAAACCACCCCCAUCAGAUCUUUAUGGGGAUCUGAAGGGCCGGCGAAACUCUGUGGCCAGCCCCACCAGCCCUACACGCUCACUGCCCAGGAGUGCCUCCAGUUUUGAGGGGCGAAGUGUGCCUGCUACUCCUGUCCUCACCCGGGGCGCUGGCCCCCAGCUCUGCAAACCCGAAGGCCUCCAUUCUCGCCAGUGGUCCAGCAGCCAGGACUCCCAGAUGGGCUUCCCACGGGUGGACCCUGUCUCCGACCGCACCUCCCUCUUCGCAGCUCGCACCCGCCGCAGCAAUAGCUCCGAGGCCCUGUUGGUGGACCGGGCAGCGGGUGGGGGAGCUGGGUCCCCGCCCGCACCUCUGGUUCCCCCUGCCACCGGUCCCCCAGUCUGCAAGAGCAGUGAGGUGCUAUAUGAGCGCCCCCAGCCAACCCCUGCCUUCUCCUCCCGCACGGCUGGCCUCCCAGACCCUCCCCGGGCUGCCCGGCCCAGCUCAGCCGCACCGGCCUCCCGCGGGCCCCCCCGGCUCCCACCCGUGUGUGGGGACUUCCUCUUGGACUAUUCCCUGGACCGGGGCCUGCCCCGUGGGGGCAGCGGGACAGGCUGGGGGGAGCUGUUGCCGGCAGCUGAGGUUCCAGGACCCCUCUCCCGCCGCGAUGGGCUUGUCGCCAUGCUCCCAGGCCCACCGCCUGUGUAUGCAGCUGACGGCAGCAGCCCCCUCCUCCGCAGCAAGGACCCCCAUAGCCGUGCCCCCCGCACCAAGCCCUGUGGUCUGCCCCUGGAGGCCGCUGAGGGCCUGGAGGCGCAUCCCAACCCUCUACUGUGGAUGCCCCCACCCGCCCGUAUCCCCUCGGCCGGUGAGCGCAGCGGCCACAAGAACCUUGCCCUGGAGGGGCUGCGGGACUGGUACAUCCGGAACUCGGGACUGGCCUCGGGGCCCCAGCGCCGGCCUGGGCUCCCUCACAUGGGCCCGCAGCACCCGCCCUUCCUUCAUGCCCGCUGCUAUGAGGUGGGCCAGGCACUGUACGGGGCCCCCAGCCAGGCGCCGCUCCCACACUCGAGGAGUUUCACGGCGCCCCCUGUCUCCGGCAGAUACUACGCGGAUUUCCUGUACCCCCCGGAGCUGAGCGCUCGUUUAAGUGACCUGACGCUAGAGGGGGAGCAGUCCUCCGGUUCUGACCCCCAGACCCCGGGAACACUGGUCUGACCCCUUCUGACAUGCCCCUUAUUGGCCUGGGCAAGACUCCAGUUGGGGAGUGCACAGCUGACCUCGCUGAGCCCUGGGAUAGGGUUGCUGUCACACCUGGUGGUGUCACAACCUGAUCAUCCAAGGCCCCUGGCUCCCCGUGGGCCCAUAAAGGUGUCUGACACCCUGCAUCUCCUUUCAUGCUGUGCUGGGGACUGGGGGCCUUCUGCCAGCUUUAAAGAGAGGAGGUGAUGUAAUGGAGACUCCAAGCCCCUUCCUCCAUUUCUGUUUACAGUUGUGAUUUAGGUAUUCACUGUCCUCCCCCAACGCUAGACAUUUUAUAAAAAGGGAAACUGUGAUCUCAUCCUGGUUGGGUUCAUUCCUGUUCCUGUGCCCAGCCUGCUCCAUUCAGGAACCCCCUCCACAAAAUGGACCAGAUAGGGUCUUGGGGCCCAAUUUAGGGCAGUCAGGAGACUGAUGUGAACGGAACUCCCUGCCAUCCAUCCACUGGGACAAUUUUUUCUUGGCAGAGGUGCCCACAUUUGGAAGGAAUGAAGUCUCUGCCCACAUGUGGAAGGACUGAAGUCUGGGUGGGAGGCUUGGGUUCAUUUUCCCUUCCCCAGGGGUGCCUGAAGGUGCCCCAGACCCUGUCUGUCUGUGCCCGCUGUCUCUGCCCACAGAAUCAGAUGGCUCAGCCUUUGGUGGCAGCCUCUGCCCUCUUCCCAAUCAGGAAGCCCCACAGGAGGACCAAAGGGCAGAGCCAUUGGGUGUUUUGUGUCCUGGAAUGCUGCGGUGGUGGAACCUAGCAUCUGGUAGAUGCCAAUGAAAUCCUCAAGUGACGUCUUGCCACUGGCUCCAUCGCAUCUUCUUGGCUUUCCUUCCAUCCACCACUUUUUAAAAAAAAUUCCACACAAGCUGUGUUUUCUAUGAUACCUUUCUGUGACUUUCUGAAGCUGGGGGUUCCUCUACCCCCUUUACCUGGUGUGAAAACUUUUCUUUUUGUACCAAUGGAUCUGGACCCAAAACACUACCACAUUGGAAGGGGAUUUCUAUAAUAAAUGUGUAAACUGAACCCA
Messenger RNA from Capra hircus (goat), 5701 nucleotides. RefSeq names its product coiled-coil domain containing 120 (gene CCDC120). Lineage: Eukaryota; Metazoa; Chordata; Mammalia; Artiodactyla; Bovidae. The record is from RefSeq and is a predicted model, not a curated record. The transcript has 10 exons. The coding region runs from base 2562 to 4646 and encodes 694 amino acids.